Molecule: messenger RNA, 2809 nt
Organism: Danio rerio (zebrafish)
Lineage: Eukaryota; Metazoa; Chordata; Actinopteri; Cypriniformes; Danionidae
Gene: ap2s1
Product: adaptor related protein complex 2 subunit sigma 1
Biological process (GO): vesicle-mediated transport; protein transport; intracellular protein transport
Cellular component (GO): plasma membrane; AP-2 adaptor complex; membrane
Molecular function (GO): clathrin-cargo adaptor activity
Source: RefSeq, marked validated
CACACCUUGCAGCAACGGCCCUCAGCUCGCAUCCUGUCCGGAGAAGAUAGCGGGCGGCUACAGAUCUUAACCAAGGCAGAGGCGUCUGUAUUUCCUAAUUAAAUCAAUUAAACAUUCACCAGAAUAAGUCCGACAACCGCGAACGACAAAAACUGAGCACAAUGAUCCGCUUUAUCCUCAUCCAGAAUCGGGCUGGGAAGACCAGACUGGCCAAGUGGUACAUGCAGUUUGAUGACGAUGAGAAGCAGAAGCUAAUUGAAGAGGUGCAUGCUGUAGUGACAGUCCGUGAUGCCAAACACACCAACUUUGUUGAGUUCAGAAACUUCAAGAUCAUUUACAGGCGGUAUGCUGGCCUGUACUUCUGCAUCUGUGUGGAUGUGACGGACAAUAACCUGGCAUACCUGGAAGCUAUUCACAACUUCGUUGAGGUUCUCAAUGAGUAUUUCCACAAUGUGUGCGAGUUAGAUCUGGUCUUCAAUUUCUACAAGGUGUAUACGGUGGUGGACGAGAUGUUUCUAGCAGGAGAGAUCAGAGAAACCAGCCAGACGAAGGUGCUCAAGCAGCUCCUCAUGCUGCAGUCCCUGGAGUAAACUGUCAAUCAGUCAACCAACCAAUCAAACAACCACCAUUGUGUCAGGCUCCGCCCACCCCGCUGCAGCCAAGCCAUAUGAUUUGUGUGUAUGAGUGUUGUCAUGCUGAAAAUCAUCCUCUAACAUUUCACCUUUUUCUUUACACUCGCAUCCACCUCACAGGAUGUUGCCGUUCUGUCCUGCAACUUCAUGAAUUUUCGAGGCAGAUAAGAAUUCGUAAAACUUCCUCGGUUAUGUGACCUGAUUAUAUCUUGGCAUAGCCAGAAUUGAAUUCUUCAGCGAUUUUAUAGCACACUAGACUUCAGUGUUUCCGACUGGAAGCCUCUCCAAGCCUGUUCAUUAACACUAACAUAGAUAAUAGCGUCAUGUGGGCCAAAAAACUGCCAUGGCACGAAAGUGACAGUCAUAAUUGCAAGAUUCCGGGGCUGCACUGCAAUAUCGCAAUGAGAAAAACUUGAUUUGAUGUCCAUUUAAGGAAAUUCCCAUAUAUGUACUAUUAAAAAAAGAAUCAAAUGUUUAAUAUGCUGCACUGCAAAUAAUAAAUUUGUUACUGCUUUGUCUUGUUUUCUGGUACAAGUAUCCAUAUUGUUAAAACUCCAAAUACGUAAAGGUGAUCUUCCUGUUGGUGACUAUAUCUUUUUUUAUACAAUUAAGAUGUUCAUAAUGGUGUCACAAAAAGGGUUUCGCAACAACUGUUGGCACUUUUGAGAGUAAAAAAAAAACAUACAGGCAAAACCAAAUUAACUGACCGUUUCAGUAUGGAGAUGUCAUUAAUCCAUGAACAGUUCCUGCUUGUCUUAACUAUUUCUGAAUUGUAAGAGGCGAUUCGGUUGUAACUAAUGUUAACAUGGCUGCUAAAAAAAGUGUCAAUAUGGACCUUUCUGGAUUCUAAUAAGAUUUGGAAAUGAAGAUAUAAAACAGCAAAUACAUAAAUACCAUUGUUAUUAUUUACAUCCCUCAAAAUGGUCUACCCACUACUGAUUCGGUGAGGUCCUAAGAAGUGAAAUUAAAAUUUAUGUCAAACAAAAUACAUUAUUUUAGAUCCACAGCUUUGGCCAAUUGUAUUCUUUUUGUUUUGCCUAUUAUUAUUAUUUUUUUUUUUUCACUCUAAAAAGUAAUAAUCGGGUUAAUCAGCCUAAUGGUGAAUUUAAAGAAAAAUGAAGGAGAAAACAAAAUAUUUCCUUGCCAUACUCUUACUAUGCAUCUGUUUCUUCUGUUGAACACAAAGGAAGGUAUACUGAAGUAUGUUGGGAAAAAACAUCCAUUGACUUCCAUAGUCGAAACUAAAAUAUGUAAAUCAAUAGUUGUUUUUCUCCCCCAACAUUCUUCAAAAUAUCAUCCUUUGUAUUCAACAGUAACUUAAACGGGAACAAGUGGAUGGUUAAAAGUGUUGUGAGGGUUAAAAUUCCAAAAUGUUACAACAAAGUCAAAUAAAAAUAUAAAUUUACAGCAAGAUUUUACUAUAAAAUCAAACAUAUAAAUGUUUGUAUUUACGACAGACUCCCGUUGCUCGCAUCAAAAGGAUGGGGCGAAUAUGAUUAAUGUAUUUUUUUCAACGACGACGUUUAUUUUUUUGGUUAACUAUUACUUAAAAUUUCCUUCUCAAUGUAUGUUUUGGUGUUAGUAUCUGGAAAACAAGACAAAAACACAGCAAGCCUGUUCGCAGUGUUAAGUCAAAGUCUGUGAAGGUUGUUUUGUAUUGUGUACAUAUACAUUAUAUAUGCAUCUAUUUGAAACGUAAUUGUAUGAACUAACUAGUCAUUCCAAGCCUCUAAACCGGGUCAGUUUCUGCUCGUUGUAAGUCUUCUGGCUUUGUGGAGAACUGAAGCCGGCGAUUAGCGAGCGCUUUAGAGAACCAGGCUGAGUGGAAGAAUGAAGCUCGAGGGAAAUGACAAAAGAUGGUCUACUUUUAAUUUCCCCUUUUGUGGCGCUGCUUCCCUCGCGCCAAAAGGCUCUAUGGCAACAGCUCAGCCUUGAAAAUUCCAUUACACUUCGGGUCAUACGUUACGAUGAGUUUUUGUCUUUAUUUUGUACUUGUAUGUUUUAUAUGGUCUUUCUUUUCGUCCCUUCAGCCUUAGUUUGAAAUUUGGUAGGUCUACCUAUUUGUCCCUGUGAAAUUGCAGAUUAAACGCUGAUUUAAGUGGUGUUUCUCUUGCGUAUGUUUCUGUCAGUGUAUAUAUAACCAUGAAGGUGAAAUAAAACGUACAACUUCAAAUGUG